AUGGUUUCAGAAUAUGGAGUUUUAAAAUUACAUUCUUCAAGGCAAAAGCAUACGAAAGCCAUGUCGGCAAUACCAAGCAAAACAAAACAGCGUAAUAUCAUGUCCGCAUUUGUUACGAAAGGAGUUAUGUGGAAAAAUAAAGUUGUCACAGCGACUGAAAUCAAGCUGGCGGGUUUUCUAGCUGAGCAUAAUAUUGCAUUCCAAACUGCAGAUCAUAUGUCAGAUUUAAUAAAUGGCAUAUUGGAAGAUUUUGGAGUGGAACAUAAAAUUGCUAUGAAAAGAACAAAAGCUACUACUACUAAAGAGCAAAAUCUGGUUCCCUUAGCGAAAACUCUUUAG
Molecule: messenger RNA, 339 nt
Organism: Parnassius apollo (apollo)
Lineage: Eukaryota; Metazoa; Arthropoda; Insecta; Lepidoptera; Papilionidae
Source: the annotation of a GenBank genome assembly